AUGUCAACCAGAGAGCAGAACAGUACCUUUCGCCACAGUCCAUCACGCCCCGGGGAAGAUGUCACAACCAAGUCACGCAAGGUGGUCACAUCGCCCAGGACCAAGCUUCAUCGCGCACGUCCACGUGUCAUGCUUCUCACGGCCUGCCUCGUCUAUCUCACUACCACUCUCUUCGCCUUCCAGAUCAGUGUCGCCAGCGUCCUCAACUUGAUUUCACCAGAGUAUGAGCGAUUCAAUGACCAGCUUCAAGCGCACUCGAGUGCCUUGCGCAAGGAGCAGAUCGUCUACAGCCGUCUAGACAAUGUUCUGUCUAGUGAGCUGAACCGCGGUUUCAUGGAGACUCACGAAGAUUGCCUUGUUCGUGGGCUCGAGAGAGCGAAUCACGAACUCAUCGGCCUCGGGUUCCGGUAUCCUGAUGUCCGUGAGCAGGUCAUGGAGUGGACGAUGGAGAAUUGUGGUAGAUUGCAGCAUGCACCACAGGUUGUGAAUGAAGAGCCGACUCCACAAGAAGCCGUCUUGACGUAUUGGGCAAGUUUGAGCUAUCGUGCUCGCCGAAUUGCUAAGAAAACUCUCGAACUUGUCAAGCAGAAGCUUGGGUGGGUUUUCUGCCGACGUCAGGAUUCUGAUCAGCAUGAAGAUACUUCUCGUACUGAACAUGUAGCCGCCAACGAGUACAUGCGCACCGAUGAUUCCAUCUCUUCCGAGCGCGUUCUACCCAAGGUUCCGUUUGGAUUUGCUCUACAGUGUCAACCAGACCUGCCUUGCCGUCUCUUCUACCCGGCUGGUUCGACCGCGGAUUCUCAGGAGUUGCACGUUUCGCCAGAGACUCUCGAGAAACUUGAGCAAUGGACAGCGGAACUAUUUACUUUCAAUACCACCCUCGAUCAAAUGAGAUCGAUCAUCUCUCAAACACUACGCGUAGUGGUCUAUCUUGAGAUAUUCUUUCUGGGUCUCUCUGUCAUUACGUUCAUCUACAGUCUAACCAUCAAGAGCGAUUCGUCGCAUUCUCACACCGGAACGGAAGCGACGUAUCUGAUCAAAUCCAUGAUGAUAGAACAUCUUUCUGUCGCAGCAGCCUUCACGCUCGACAAGUACCCCGAAAUCUUUCCCAACAUACGAUCCGCUCUAAUCUUCGCCUUCAUUAUAACAACCCUCGGCUUAAACAUGGUCCUGAAGUUCCUCAUAUCCAGAUCACAACUAGAGACGAUCUCCAACAUCUUCCAGUCGUUGCAAGGCCUCUACUUGAUCCUCAGAAACCGUGACGUCCCAGGCGAUGAAUACACUUCCGAGAUCGGUGACGAGGUCAACACGGGUACCGAAGACAAAACCCCGAAUCCCGAGCCCACUUCACAAAAGAAGAAAGAAAGCAUCGCUUCGCCAAUCCCCCGCUCGCCAUUAAAACCCCACCACCGCUUCGCCGACCCAACAACGACUGUGCAGGAAGAUAUCAGACGCUCCCGCGAAUUGCUCCGCCAAGAACGUACAAAACAGCAAACAGCCAGUGAUGAUACUGAAGGAGAUACAGGUUUCGAUACCGACUCGGAGUCCGAAAAUGAUGCAUUUGUCCACAUCGCUAUUGACGCGGCGCAUCAAGUUAGUAUCUCUGAUGAACCGACGUGGUAA
Messenger RNA from Bipolaris victoriae FI3, 1623 nucleotides. RefSeq lists its product as hypothetical. The coding region runs from base 1 to 1623 and encodes 540 amino acids. NCBI's taxonomy places the organism in Eukaryota, Fungi, Ascomycota, Dothideomycetes, Pleosporales, Pleosporaceae. The transcript has a single exon. The record is from RefSeq and is a predicted model, not a curated record.